Messenger RNA from Solanum dulcamara, 3074 nucleotides. RefSeq names its product putative late blight resistance protein homolog R1A-3. Gene Ontology annotation, molecular function: ADP binding. The coding region runs from base 185 to 2836 and encodes 883 amino acids. NCBI's taxonomy places the organism in Eukaryota, Viridiplantae, Streptophyta, Magnoliopsida, Solanales, Solanaceae. The transcript has 3 exons. Gene Ontology annotation, biological process: defense response to other organism. The record is from RefSeq and is a predicted model, not a curated record.
AGCAAGACAGCUGUCAGUACUUUUUCUUGUUUAUUCGUUUUCCAUGAUGGUGAAGAAUGAUAAAGAGGAAGACUACAAAAGAAAGACUUAACUGGAGUCAACACCCAUUGCAAUAUAAGUAUUGCAAUUAUAGUGUCUGCUGCUCUGGUCUUUGUUGGAAAAAAAGAAGAAGAAGAAGAAGAAAAUGGCGAACGUAGCAGUGGAAUUUCUUGUGGAGAACUUGAUGCAGCUGCUGCGGGACAACGCUGAUUUGAUUCUUGGAGUUAAGGAGGCUGCUGAGAGUCUGCUUCAAGAUCUGAAUGAUUUCAACGCCUUCCUUAAGCAAGCUGCCAAGUGCCGCAACGAGAACGACGUUCUCAAAGAACUUGUCAAAAAAAUCAGAACUGUGGUUUACUCAGCUGAAGAUGCUAUUGAUAAGUUUGUGAUUGAGGCUAAGCUUCACAAGGAUAAGGGAGUAACUAGGGUAUUAGACCUUCCCCAUUAUAAAAGAGUCAGGGAAGUAGCUGGAGAGAUCAAAGCUAUACGAAACAAAGUCAAAGAGAUCCGACAGAAUAAUGCCAUUGGCCUUCAGGCCCUUCAAGAUGAUGAUUUAUCUGCCAGAGGUUUCGAAGAAAGAAAGCCUCCAGUGGUAGAGGAAGAUGAUGUGGUUGGAUUUGACGAAGAAGCAGAUAACGUAAUCAAACGCCUUCUUGAAGAAUCAAAUCGCCUGGAAGUUGUUCCAGUUGUUGGUAUGCCUGGUCUCGGCAAAACGACCCUAGCAAAUAAAAUUUACAAGCAUCCUACAAUCGGGUACGAAUUUUUUACUCGUAUUUGGGUUUAUGUGUCUCAAUCAUACAGGAGAAGAGAAUUAUUUCUCAACAUCAUCAGCAAAUUCACUCGAAAUACCAAACAAUAUCAUGGCUUGUGUGAGGAGGAUUUGGCUGAUGUAAUACAAGAAUUCUUGGGAAAGGGAGGAAAAUACUUGGUGGUUUUGGAUGAUGUAUGGUCCGAUGAAGCUUGGGAACGUAUCAAAAUAGCUUUCCCAAAUAACAACAAACCCAAUCGAGUAUUGUUGACCACUCGAGAUUCCAAAGUCGCUAAACAAUGCACUCCCAUACCUCAUGAUUUAAAAUUUCUGACUGCAGAUGAAAGUUGGAUUUUACUGGAGAAGAAGGUUUUCCACAAGGAUAAAUGUCCUCCUGAAUUGGAACUCUCUGGACAGAGCAUAGCAAAGAAAUGUAAGGGACUACCCCUUGCUAUUGUUGUUAUUGCAGGAGCUCUAAUAGGGAAAGGCAAGACAUCAAGAGAGUGGAAACAAGUGGAUGAGAGUGUGACUGAACACCUCAUAAAUAGAGACCAACCCGAGAAUUGUAACAAACUGGUGCAGAUGAGUUACGAUCGUUUGCCUUAUGACUUGAAAGCAUGCUUUUUAUAUUGUGGUGCAUUCCCUGGAGGCUUUCAAAUCCCUGCUUGGAAGUUAAUCCGUCUGUGGAUUGCGGAAGGAUUCAUACAGUACAAAGGCCACUUAUCUCUUGAGUGUAAAGGAGAGGACAACUUGAAUGAUCUCAUCAACAGGAAUCUAGUGAUGGUAAUGGAAAGAACGUCUGAUGGUCAAAUCAAAACAUGUCGUCUUCAUGACAUGUUGCACGAGUUUUGCAGGCAAGAAGCUAUGAAGGAAGAAAAUCUUUUCCAUGAAAUAAAGCUAGGAUCUGAGCAAUAUUUUCCUGGAAAACGAGAACUAUCCACCUACCGUCGCUUGUGCAUUCAUUCCUCAGUUUUGGAUUUUGUCUCUACAAAACCCUCAGGUGAACAUGUCAGGUCAUUCUUAUCUUUUUCUUCAAAAAAGAUUGAGAUGCCAUCUGCCGACAUCCCAACCAUACCAAAAGGCUUUCCGUUGCUAAGGGUCUUGGAUGUAGAAUCCAUCAACUUCAGUCGCUUUUCCAAGGAGUUUUACCAGUUAUAUCAUUUGAGGUAUGUUGCUUUCUCAUCUGACUCAAUCAAGAUUCUUCCUAAACUCAUGGGAGAACUUUGGAACAUCCAAACAAUCAUAAUUAACACGCAACAACACACUCUUGAUAUUCAAGCAAACAUAUGGAAUAUGGAAAGACUAAGGCAUCUGCACACUAACUCUUCUGCUAAAUUGCCUGUGCCUGUUGCUCCAAAAAAUAGUAAAGUUACUUUGGUAAAUCAAAGUCUGCAAACUCUCUCCACAAUUGCUCCUGAAAGCUGCACUGAAGAAGUGUUUGCAAGGACUCCAAACCUGAAAAAGCUGGGCAUCCGUGGGAAAAUAGCUGUGCUUCUUGAUAAUAAGUCUGCUGCAUCGUUAAAAAAUGUUAAGAGGCUAGAAUACCUUGAAAACUUGAAGCUGAUAAAUGAUAGUAUUCAAACAGGAAAGUUACGCCUUCCACCUGCAUAUAUAUUUCCAACAAAGUUGAGGAAGCUGACUUUAUUAGACACCUGGUUGGAGUGGAAAGAUAUGUCUAUAUUGGGUCAGUUGGAACACCUUGAAUUCCUGAAGAUAAAAGAAAAUGGGUUUACGGGAGAGUGCUGGGAGUCUGCUGGUGGUUUUUGUUCCCUACUGGUGUUGUGGAUUGAAAGGACAAACAUAGUUUCUUGGAAAGCAUCAGCUGAUGAUUUUCCAAGACUUAAGCAUCUUGGUCUCAUCGCCUGUGAAAAACUCAAGCAAAUCCCCAUUGGCCUAGCUGAUAUACGCAGCUUCCAAGUGAUGGAGUUGCAAAAUUCCACCAAAACAGCAGCAAUAUCUGCACGGGAAAUACAAUCCAAAAAAGACAAGAAAACUCAAGAAGGGACUAAAACCAUUGGGUUCAAGCUUUCCAUAUUCCCUCCUGAUCUCUGAUUGCAAUAGGAUGUGCAGUGUUUCUUGACAGGUCCUCAAUGAACUCGAAGAAAUCCUGCUCUUGAUAACGAUCCCAAGUGUUUUGAUAAUUUUGAGUCCAUGUCUGUCUUUCAUGGUUGUUGUCUUCUUGAUUGUGGCCAUAGCUUGUAUGUUCUUCAUUUGUAAUAUGUUAAUCUGCAAGAAAGAUGUAUUUUGCACUUGCAAUAAGAAUUGAUCUAGUGUGUAGUAUUUGGCUUCA